GUUAAUUAUUCUAUUUCUUUCACAUCGUCAGACUAUUGUCAGGCUAAUUUUUGUCAAUCUGUUAGGUGUAAAAUGAUAGCUAGCAAGCAGAUGGGGACCUCAGUCCUACAACUAGAAGGAACCAAAUUCUGCCACAACCAUGUCAGCUUCCAAGAGAACCCUGUGCUAUAGAAUGAAACACAACCUGGCAGACACCUUGACUGCACUUUGUGAGACUCUGAGCAGAGGACCCAGCAAAGCUAUGCCUGCAUCCUGACCCACGGAAACUGAGAAUAAAUUACCUACAUUUUACUCAGUGAUUCUCAAAAUUUAGUGUGCAUAAGAAAAUUCCCUGGGAAUGUUUACUGAAGUGCUUAUUGCAAGACACUACCCAAGAGAUUUCAAAUCAGUACCUCUGAGUGGAACCUAUUUGCCUGCACAAGUUGGAAAAACACUGAAACUCAAAGGAAGGAACCUCAGAUGGAGCCAUUCAGUUCUAUCUGGAGAUGAGUGGAAGAGAUUGUCAGGAGUGAACAUUUUUCUGGCUGUCAUCAAGUAACAUCAGAGUAAUUGGGCUGUGUAUGUUUAUUUGUGGCUUAUAAGACUAUUUAUACCCAGAAGAGCACAUUUGUACCUAGUAUUUGUAUGAGGUUAUAUGUGAGGUAUCUUAAGGGAUUUAGCCUAUAUUGUGUGUUCUCCUUGCUGUCUCUGAGUACUUGCUUGUGUUCUCUGAAUUUGGGAGGGAAGUAAGGAAGGUAGAAAUGGGGACAAGGGGGAGGAGCGGCAAUGGAGGGCCUAUGGCAUUGUCUCUGAGAAGGAGAGACACUCAAGCAUUGUGCUGGCGAAUAUGCUUAUUUCUUCAUCUGGCAAUGGUUGGUUAGCUAUCAAUGAACCAGAGCAGAAGACCAGAACUGAAAGCAUGACACCCACCCAAAAAACAGUUUGGGUUUUCUCCAAAACCAUUUUCCUUCUGUAUGUGGAGGCAAUGAGCUGAAUAGAGAAUAUAAGUAGACUUCAAGAAGCCCCCUCCACACUCUAGAGCCUGACGUGGCCACUCCGGAGCCUCUUGCCUUUGCCAGUGCUCAGAGCUACCUUCAGUCUCAUGGGCGGCUUUGAGGGUCAUCUGUACCCAGGACUGUCUCUCUUCUUCUAUGGACUUUAUCACGCACGACUCGUCUCCAGGGCCUUGAUAUGCAACUACCCCGUCCAGUAUCUGCCACGCCGUCCCUGGAGCAAAGGAAGAUGGGCGAAGCUGCAGCAAAUACACUAUGUGGGACUGGCGAAGAUAUUGAGCUCCUUCAUUUUAGUAGCCCAAGAAAUGCAUAACAUUCAAGGGCAGUUUGUACUGAUCAGCAAGAUAUAUCACCAGAGAAACUUUUUGUACCACAAACAGUGGCAGCACCUCACUCUCUACACGACCUUCUUCCUGAGUGGGUGUGUAGAUGUGGUGAGCCAGAACCUGCUGCCCCAGCGGUCUCCUGCCCUGGAACAAGGCGCCCAAGGCCUGGGCAUGUUUCUGAUUCUGCCCCUGAUGGUGUCUCACUUGCAGGACUCAGAAGGGGUGGAGCUGCAGUGUCACGUCCUGCUCAUCCAGGCCUUGUUCCUGCUGCUGCUGGUGGUGAUCGCUGAGCUGUGGGCUCCCAACGUGCGGCGGCUCUGGGUGAUGAAGGCCUUUUUAUAUAUGAUUACAGGCUCCUGGCUGAUCCAGAUAGGCUUUAUACUGUACAAACCAAUCUCUGGCCAUAAAUGGAUGGAUGGUGACAAAAAUGAUAUUUUAUUUGUCACCGUCUUCUUCUGCUGGCAUGUGGCUUCCGUUGCCAUUUUGAUCAUCUGGAUCUACGGCAUCUCCUUUUUGUGGUAUUGUUACAUUUGCUGAUGUCUGAACCAGGUGAGCCCGGAAGGGUUCCUCUCACCUGCACAUUCUGGAACGUCUGGAGGAGAAGUUGUGGGAAGAGGAACUGUCAGAGAGGGAGACCAAGUGUCUAUCCUUCAGAGGUGCCACCGAGGUAUCUCACUCCACUGGGAGGGGCAUACAGCUCUCUCCUCUUUUGGCUUCUUUCAGUCUCGUUUGCUAAGCAGUGAGCAGAGAAAAGGCAAAUGAACCCAGGAGGCAAGUUACUAUGUCCUUCACUUUCAGCUCCCCAAG
This is a messenger RNA of Physeter macrocephalus (sperm whale), 2125 nucleotides long. Its product is annotated as transmembrane epididymal protein 1-like. The record is from RefSeq and is a predicted model, not a curated record. Bases 1082 to 1855 code for a protein of 257 amino acids. Lineage: Eukaryota; Metazoa; Chordata; Mammalia; Artiodactyla; Physeteridae. The transcript has 2 exons.